GCGCAAUACGUUGUUUGCGCAUGUACACGUCUUAUCAGAAUUGUAUGUUAUUCUCACAAACAAUAUUUCAUCGUCAUUAAUUACGUACACUUUUGCAAAGGAAUGCAAUCUGUGCAAAUAUGAUGCGUCACAUACCAAGAUAGUCGGAGAGUUCGUACGUUUGUAAUGUAGCCGUAUCGACUUUUGUAACGUGUUUUUUUGUGACAACAUGUGCAUUGUACCGUCAAAGCGACAAGCAAAGUGAUAGCAAAUUGGAAGCAAUUUUAUUUUCGCAAUUUUCUUUCCCGCGGGACCAAGAUGCCGGAGCGAAUCGAAAUUGGUAUUAUUCCAAAUAAUUUGAGACACGAAGAAACUAUAGUUCAAAUAGCUGAAUCUCUGGAUAAUUUGAGCGAUGCGGUUUCGUACAUAUUUGACUGUAUUGAUAAAAGACUCUUGGAAAAUACGCAAAGAGUAACCAACAUCAAAGAAAGAGCUAGAAGGCUGGAGGACAGAUUGCAUUAUUUGCAAACCAAUUUAAAUCUGAAAGCGGUAAAAAUGUAUUCCGCCGCCAAAUAUCCGGCCAAUCACAUUUACAAAGAGUAUCAAAUGACGAUACCAUCUAAAUGCAAACAUACAGCUACUAUACCAAGUGUUUAUAAGUGUUCUGUGCCUAUAAGAGACAUUCCAGAAGCUUAUUUAUCUUCCAACUGCAAGACGGAAGACGGCCAAUACGCCUCCAAUGUCAAUCUCCAAGAAAAACUUCAAUUUUAUCACGUUCGAUCAAAGGCCGGCAAAAAAGAUCAUUCCGAAGACGAGGAGGUGCCGUUCCCGCCUCAAUUAUCUUCAGUUAGCGCUCUCUUAUUAUUUGACAGUACGGACAGUCCGUAUCAAAAAACAUCCAUGAGAUCAUCGCGUCAAUCUACCGAUAAGCAGCAAAUUGAGGACGCGCCGGACUCGAUUGUACAACCGUGGCUCUCGUCAGAAAUGGACGUGUCUUCCAGCUAUUUGUACACGCCAACUCUCGGAGAGGUUCCUCAGAUAAACGUACCGCUAACGCUUCCGGAUCUACCGGGUAUUGUGGACGAUGAGAAAUUUGUGCUCGAUCUUAACUCUCAGAGUCCGAUAGCGCCAUCAUCCGCGGUCACGACGCCUACCGUACGUUUGGACCUGUCGACACCGACAAUUGACGAGAGGGAUUCUCAGUCGAAGAUUGAGGACAGUGCUUUGCAAUUGCCUACCGUAACCGGAUUUGCUGCAACGAACGCAUCAUCGCAAGAACCCGCGCCACCGCCCCCUCCACCUCCUACGUUUACUAGAAACGCGAACAGUGUUAUGAGCAACGAAAACCCCAAGCAGGUUGUGGCAUCUCCUCCGCCACCACCUCCACCACCACCACCGCCACCGCCACCACCGCCGCCGCCACCACCGGUAGAAACGACCGUAUCGGCGUCGAAUGACAAUUCGGAAAAGAAAGAAAAAAAGACAACGAAUCGUCCACUCGGGAAAGUUGUAACGGACGAUCGUUCCAAUUUGAUGGCGGCGAUUCGAGACGCCGGCGGAAUCGGCAGAGCGAAAUUGCGGCCUACGGUACCGGACGAGAAGAAAAGCGAUCGAUGGUCCUCGGCGUCGGUCGGGGGCGAUCUGAUGGCUGAUUUACACGCCAAACUGGCUCUUAGACGCAAGGGUAUUGCCGGCUCCACAGUUGGUGCCUUAGAGAGAAUGUCAAGUUUAAUACCGCCGCCCCCGAAACCGAACGAGGCGUCCGCGUCGGACAGAAAUUCCGCGACCAGUGAGUACGAUUCUCAGAGAUCUGACACGGAUGACUGGGAAGAGUGAUUGUUGUUGUUACGGCAAUCGAUGGUAUAUAGCGUGCGAUUCUAAUCUAAAAAUGAAAAAUGGCUUAAUUUGAUAUAUCGAUAUAGUUGCGUAUAAGAAGACUCAGGGGUCAAUUUUUAACAUUCAUUUUUACACUUAAUUCAGUGAAAAAAAAAAAAAUCUAAACAGUGAAUAGAAAAUUUACUUUGUACAUCUCAGUACACAGUUUUUUUCCUAGAAAAAAAAAGAGAUUUAUUAUUAUAUUUAUUGUAUAUUUAUGUUUUACA
Pseudomyrmex gracilis is the source of this 2081-nucleotide messenger RNA. Its product is annotated as WAS protein family homolog 1. The coding region runs from base 298 to 1815 and encodes 505 amino acids. Gene Ontology annotation, biological process: endocytic recycling; retrograde transport, endosome to Golgi; Arp2/3 complex-mediated actin nucleation. The transcript is spliced from 4 exons. NCBI's taxonomy places the organism in Eukaryota, Metazoa, Arthropoda, Insecta, Hymenoptera, Formicidae. The record is from RefSeq and is a predicted model, not a curated record. Gene Ontology annotation, molecular function: actin binding; gamma-tubulin binding; alpha-tubulin binding. Gene Ontology annotation, cellular component: early endosome; WASH complex; recycling endosome.